Messenger RNA from Rattus norvegicus (Norway rat), 14407 nucleotides. It is a transcript of the gene Jph1, whose product is annotated as junctophilin 1. Gene Ontology annotation, molecular function: structural constituent of muscle. NCBI's taxonomy places the organism in Eukaryota, Metazoa, Chordata, Mammalia, Rodentia, Muridae. The record is from RefSeq and is a predicted model, not a curated record. Gene Ontology annotation, cellular component: junctional sarcoplasmic reticulum membrane; Z disc; plasma membrane.
GCUGUCCUCUCUCGCGGCGCUGGCCCGGGCGGCGGCGGAGGAGGGAGAGAGGAGGUGGUGGCGACCGCGAGAGAGGAGGGGAGGACGGGGGCAGCGUCGGACUGGAGCCGAUCGGCGGUGCGAGCUGCCCGGGGCGCAGUCGUGAGCUCGCCCGCUGGGUCCCCACCCACGAGCUACACCCUGCAGUGCCCAGCUCUGCCCGCGUACGUGCCCCCGCGGGGAGCGCGCAGGGGCUGUCCCCCGAAUGACGGGCGGAAGGUUCGACUUCGACGAUGGCGGCACCUACUGCGGCGGCUGGGAGGAGGGCAAGGCGCACGGGCAUGGCAUCUGCACGGGGCCCAAGGGCCAGGGCGAGUACUCUGGCUCCUGGUCGCACGGCUUCGAGGUGGUUGGAGGCUACACCUGGCCCAGCGGCAACACCUACCAGGGCUAUUGGGCGCAGGGCAAGCGGCAUGGGCUGGGGGUGGAGACGAAGGGCAAGUGGAUGUACCGGGGGGAGUGGUCACAUGGUUUCAAGGGGCGCUACGGGGUCCGACAGAGCCUGUGCACCCCCGCCCGCUACGAGGGGACCUGGAGUAACGGGCUGCAGGACGGGUACGGCGUGGAGACCUACGGGGAUGGAGGUACCUACCAGGGCCAGUGGGCUGGAGGCAUGCGGCAUGGCUACGGUGUACGCCAGAGUGUGCCCUAUGGCAUGGCCACGGUGAUCCGCUCCCCGCUGCGCACCUCCCUGGCCUCACUGCGCAGUGAGCAGAGCAAUGGCAGCGUGCUGCAUGAAGCUGCAGCCGCAGCUGCAGAUAACCCGGCCGGCACAAGAGGUGGCUUCGUGCUCAACUUCCAUGCGGACACAGAGCUGGGCAAGAAGAAGAGUGGCCUCUUCCGUCGGGGCUCUCUUCUCGGCAGCAUGAAACUCCGCAAGUCCGAAUCCAAGUCUUCCAUCUCCAGCAAGCGCAGCUCGGUCCGCAGUGAUGCAGCCAUGAGCAGAAUCAGUUCUAGCGAUGCCAACUCCACCAUCAGCUUCGGUGACGUGGACUGUGACUUUUGCCCUGUGGAAGAUCAUGUGGAUGCCACCACCACGGAAACCUACAUGGGCGAGUGGAAAAACGAUAAGCGCAAUGGCUUCGGCAUCAGCGAACGCUCCAACGGCAUGAAGUACGAAGGCGAGUGGGCCAAUAACAAGAGGCAUGGGUACGGCUGCACUGUGUUUCCCGACGGCUCUAAGGAAGAGGGGAAAUACAAAAAUAAUAUCCUGGUCCGUGGAAUAAGGAAGCAGCUUAUACCAAUAAGAAAUACAAAAACUAGGGAGAAGGUGGAUAGAGCCAUUGAAGGUGCACAAAGGGCAGCGGCCAUGGCCAGAACCAAAGUGGAAAUAGCAAACUCAAGGACUGCACAUGCCAGAGCAAAAGCUGAUGCUGCUGAUCAAGCUGCAGUGGCUGCUCGCCAGGAGUGCGACAUUGCGAGAGCUGUGGCCAGAGAGCUGUCACCUGAUUUCUACCAACCAGGUCCUGAUUAUAUCAAACAAAGAUUUCAAGAGGGGGUAGAUAUUAAAGAAAAUCCAGAAGAAAAGGUCCCAGAAAAGCCUCCAUCACCAAAGGAAUCGCCUCAUUUUUAUCGCAAAGGUACAACACCCCCCAGGUCUCCCGAGGCAAGUCCCAAACAGAGCCACUCUCCCCAGCCUUCCUCCCCAAAGUCCAUGAAGAAACAGAACCCCAGCUCAGGGGCAAGACUCAGUCACGAUAAAAGGAACACGGCUGAGGAACAAGUGGUAGCCAUUGUCAAUAAGCCCUUGAUGUCAAAGGCUCCUUCAAAGGAACUGGGAGCAACCGUGUCCAAGUACUCUGGCCGCCACUAUGUCCCCAACCCCAGCAAUGGGGAGCUGCACUCUCAGUAUCACGGCUACUAUGUUAAACUGAACACGCCCCAGCAUCCUCCAGAAGACAGGGAGGAUGACAGCGGAGUUGGCCAGUCUUCCUCAGCAUUGGUACCUAGACCGUCACCUAACAAGUGGAGUCCCCCUAAAUCUGUGACAAAACCAGUUGCCAAAGAAAGCAAAACUGAGCCAAAAGCAAAGAAGUCUGAACUUGCUAUACCAAAGAAUACAGCAAGCAAUGAUACCUGCCCUCCUUUAGAAAAAGAAGCCAAUUCCGGCCCUAAUUCCAUCAUGAUUGUCCUGGUCAUGUUGUUGAAUAUUGGGUUGGCCAUUCUUUUUGUUCACUUUCUCACUUGAUUGGAAUUAGGAAAGGAACAUCAGGGUCAUUUCCAAAGUUUGGCCAUCAUGAAUAGAGCAGCAGUGAACAUGGUAGAGCAAGUGCCUCUGUGGUAAGAGGAAAUGUCCCUUGGGCACAUCCCUAAGUGUGGUAUAGCAGGAUCCCACAGAAGAUCACUUGCCAUCUUUUAAGUAAGUAUCAUGCUGAUUCCCAUAUUGACUUUCUCAGGCAAACGUAAAAAUGUGAAGAAUAUUGAGUAUUCAGCAAAAUCCAUUUUUCUCCCCCAAAAAGUAAUAAAGGCCUAUUUCAGGACUGUAUAUGUUAUAACUUCAUCAUUUAUGGCACAUGGUAGAAAAAAAUAAGUACUGGGUUCACCAUCCUGUGUAGUAAAGGCAAACACAGUGGAGAGAGAGGUCAAAAGUCAUCUAAUUUUCUCAUUUUCUAUGGGUGUUUGGAUAACCACAUCUAACUAGUACAGCAAGUGCUUAAUGGGCAAAUAGCUCCUUCUAAAGCUGAUUAAAAAAAAAGACCAAAGAGCUACCAAUGGCAUUUUAGGAGCAGCUUUAUCUCCUAUAAUCUCAGCACUCAGAGGACUAAAGUAGGAUGAUAGAACCCAAAGCCAGCUUGAGCUUCAGUAAAAUAAGAAAAAAAGUUAUAUAUCAAGUGAUUGGGUCAAAUAAAAAGUUAUAGAGGUUAGAAACAUUAAAAGUUAUCAAUUAUAUGAAAGUAUGCAAUUAUCACUAAGGUUACACUAGACACACUUUGUGUUAUCAUAUGGGAGCCAAAGGGGAAUAUGUGGUUUGAAUUAGGAUGACACACAUAGAUUUGAAUAAUUUGUCUUCAAAUGGUGGAACUGUUUGGGAGGGAUUAGGAGGUGUGGCCUUAUUACAGGAAAAGGCAUGUCAUUAGGGGUGGACUUUGAGGUUUCAGAAGCCCACAAAUUCUCUCUCUCUCUCUCUCUCUCUCUCUCUCUCUCUCUCUCUCUCUCUCUCUCUCUCACAUUUGUGGAUCAAUGUGAACCAACUCUUAGCUACUGCUUGAGUUCAAUGAAUGCCUACCUUUUGUCCAUGAUUAUCAUAGACUCUAACCCUUUGAAACUGUAAGCACAAAAUAACCUUUUUUUCUCUAAGUUGCCUUGGCCAUGGAAUCUUAUCACCAUAAUAAACAGUACUAAAACACUCUAAUUUGUGAUGAUAAAGGAUUUGGCAUAGUAUUUCACUCCUCAUGUGCACUGUGCUUUCCUCAGUAUUUCCUUACUUGGUAGUUGCAUGCAAUGAGGUUUGACAAAUAGGUCAGAUAAAUGAGACUAUUAUUUCAAAUAAAGAUAUGUAAGAUGUUGGGUAAGGGAGAUUACUCAGUGCAUAAAGUGCCACAAAAGCAUAAAAAUCUGAAUUCAAAUCCCCAGUACCCAUGCAAGCUAAGUCUAGAGAUCUAUGUCUGUAACCCACCUGGAAAUGGGAACAGAGACAGUAGAAACCUAGAGACCCCUGGCCAUCCAGUCUAGCCAAAAUGCAGAGUUCUGGGUUAAGUAAGAGAUCUUAUCUUUAAAAAAAUUAGAUGGAAAAAGUAGAAGCAACUUCAUCAUGACCUAUAGCCUCCAUGUGUUCACACAUAAGCAUGUGCACCUGCACACACACACACACACACACACACACACACACACACACUCACUCACACCACAGAUGAAAAGAGCAAAGGAGGAAGGAAGAAAGGCAGGUCAUGAUUUCAUAUAUGUUGGCAUCUGGCCAAGCAUUCAUUUUCCGUCAAGACUUCCCAUAACAUACCAGUUUCUCCAUUCUCACCAAGCUUGUGUCUCUUUUACACGACUUCUUUAUUUACAUUCCAGUUGUUGCCCUCCCCCACCUUAGUUUCUCUUCUCACAGUUCAUCAUCCCCCUUGCCUCGGAGAGGGUGCGCCCUCACUCCACAUGGCCUCCCCCUUCCCUGGGGCCUCAAAUCUCUCAAGGAUUAAGUGCAUUCUCCCACUAAGACCAGACCAGAUAGGCCUCUGCCAGGGACCUUGGACCUGCUCCUGGUUGGUAGCUCAGUCUCAGGGAGCUCCCCAAGGUCUGGGUUAGUUGAGACUACUGGUAUUCCUAUAGGCUCACUCUCCCUGUAAGCUUCUUUAAUCCUUCCCCUAAUUCAACCAUAGGGGUCCCAGACUUCAGUCAAAUGGUUUGGUAUACCUGCAUCUGUUUCAGUCAGUUGCUGGUAGGAUCUCUCAGAGGACAACCAUGCCAGGUUCCCAUCUGUAAGCACACCAUGGCAUCAGGAAUAGUGUCAGGCCUUGGUGCAACCCAUGAGAUGGAUCCCACAUUGGGCCUGGUCAUUGGACCCAAGAAUUAUUUUGAUGUCUAUGAAAUGAGAACAUGAAUGAGUUUGUUUUUUGUUUGCUUGCUUGUAAUCAAAAUUUCAUUUUACUCCUUGCAACAAGGACAUAUAUAUAUGGUCGCAUUUUAUAUAUAGGCUCAUUUUAACAAAUACCUUUUGGCUUUAGUAAUUUUUACUUUGCCAUCAAGUAUGUAUUACAUAUUUAUUUCAUGCAGUUCUACCAGCCUCUGAUCAUUAAGUAUCAAAUCUUGCCUGAAGGAAUGUCCUGUAUAUGGUAUCCUUGUAAUUUAUGGAAAUUGUGUUUCUUCACAAAGGCUAUAGUGGCAGACAAAUGCAAAGCAAAGGAUGGUCAUCAGAAGGUACAUUUGCACCUAGUGAUGCAUCUCACAUGAGAGGCUUAGGAGUGUUCAGUAAUGCUAUAGACUCCUCAGACUGAGUACACCUACUCAUUAAUGCCUAUUGCACAAACUGAGUGAUAAAACGAUAUAGCUAAAGUAUAUGAAAAAAGAGCUUGGCAAAGGUCUGUCUAGUGAUGAUGCUUGCUUAUGAGAAUGGUGAGCGGGGCCUCAGUAUUGCCAUUGAUAUGCACCAAGUAUUAACAAGCCUAGUUAUUAGAUGUAAUUGUCAUGGUUAUGAACACAGGCAAAUGGUUGUGGUUUUAAAUAAAAAUUAGAAUCUAUUUCAUCAGAUAUAGCAUGAACAAAAGAUGCUGUUAGAUCAUUUAGUGCUGUGUAACAUAGCAACCAUUCACUAAAAGCUCUACCAUCAAGAAAAUGGUUAAAAGCUAUAACUGCUACUGCUCAGUGACAGCCUAUCCAGUGUUAGCCACACCCUGUGCUUGUCUUUGCUAAUUAACAGGAAGCAAUUCUACUUAGAAAUUGUUUCAUUAUUUUAAAGAAAACCUCACAGAAGAAAAUCUACUGGAAUGUUAACUUUUACAUCAUUAAAACACCCUUUUUUUUUACUUUUACCCUAUCUCAUAUUACAUUGAAUACAACUGUAAAAACACACUCUCAAGUCAUUUUCAAACAUUAAUAAGUGUUGGAACUUCUUUGCAUCCUUUUCUGGCAUAGUUUCUAAAGAACAAGUCAGAAAACUUUCAUAUUUUUCCUCUUGUUUUUGUUUUGUAGCAGUACUGGGGAUUGAACCCAGGACCUAACACAUGCUUGACAAGGGUGCUGCUGUGAGCUGUCUUGCAGCCCUCUAUUUUGAGACAGAGUGUCAUUAUAUUGCUCAACUGGCCCUAAACUUGUCCUGUAGUCAGGGAAGGUUUGAAAUGUGCUCCUCCUACCUCAACCUUCAGAGUGCUUGCCGUUAGCCAACCACAAAGCCUGGCUUAGAGUUUUUCAUUUCUAACAGUCCCCUAGGUGAUGUGGGUGCACAGUGGUCCUCAACCUUCCCUAUGCUAUGACCCUUUAAUGCAGCUCCUCAUGUUGUGGUGAUCCCCAACCAUAAAAUCAUUUCUCAUGCUACUUCAUAACUGUAGUUUUCCUACUGUUAUGAAUAUUAAUGUAAAUAGUUUUUGGAGAUGAUAGGUUUGAGAAUGGUGCCACAACCCAAAGGGGUGCACAAGUACCAGUGAGCACCUGCCUUCAUGGACCACAACUUAGUUGCACAUAUGAUACAACAAGAAAAAGAAGGCUGAACAGCACACAUAUAUAGCAACAUAGUGUUUAAUGCUUACAGUAACUUAAUGAGCUAAUAAUUUUCUUCUGCUUGCAUAAGAGAACAUAUAACACACACCUGCCAAGUUUCACAUCCUGGAUGCACUCUAUUCUCUGUUUCAGGCAGCUUAGCUUCUGUUUUCUGGUCACUGUGUGGUUAAAACAUCAGGCACAGUUAGAACCUUUUGAAUUGCCAGACUAAGCAGGAAGGUUGAGUCUUUGGUGUUGAUGAACUAUGACAUUAACAUCUGAGGUGGUCAGUGAUACAUAUUCUGUUGGUACAUGAAUAAGUCAUUCUCAAAUACAUGUAGUAGUUUUUCUGUAGACAUUUCUCUCAAACCAGAUAGGAUGUUGGACCUCAUCCUUGUAAGAUUUGUACACUCAGAUCUUUUGCUUUUAUCACAGAGUUCUCACAUUCCUCAGCCUACACACAACUCCCUCUGUCCAUCUGUGUAGAUUUUCUCCCUUGCUUUUGACUAGUUUUUAAAGGAAAUAAAAUAUCAUUAAUGAUAACUAUGGUGUUUGCAUGUACAAAUUCCAUCACAUCCUCCUGAACUCCCUCAGUGACCACUGGCCUAGAAGAGGAAGCUCCAUUGCCAAAGAAAGACAGACACUAACAGGAAGCAAGUCUGCUUUUGUGAAAACAUCCUGCCCCUUAUAUUUGUCCACAGAUGUAUGUGGGACUUAGGAAGACAGUUCUUCAAGGAGCAAAGAUAAAUUCCCUAUCUGCAUCAGAGCCUUCUCUCUCAGGCCUGAGAUUUUUUUUUGCCACAGUCUGAUGAUAUGGGUCAUGUAUAGAGAAGGAAAUGCUCAGGGUCAGAAAACAUGCUCAUUCUCAGUAGUGGCUACAAAAAUUCAAACGAUAUUAUUAAAAUCUAAUGCAUGCCAUAUUGAUUAUAUCCUUAGCUGAAAAAAGAAAAGGCUAGGCUUGGAACUCACAUCUCUACUGAACAGUGCCAGGCCGCUUUCCUGUUCACAAGUCUCCACUCCUGUGGAGAGUCCUUUCCUCAGAGACUGUCCACUGUACCCAGUUGGUCCUCAACUCUGUUUAGCAGUCAUCUGGUUUUCUGUCUCUACCCAAAGUUGCAUUUCUAACAGAAAUUGGCAGAGACUUUAUCCCUUAUGCCCUAUUCUCUGAGACAAUGCCAUACAUAUAGCAUUAAUUAGCUGAUUAAUGCAUAAAACAACACUGUCCUUGCAUCCUCAAGAUCCUGAAAAGUAGCCAUUUUCCACAACAUGCUUUGGGACCCUACCAUCUAGCUCUGGCUUUCAUUGUCAGUGCCCCUGUGCUACAUGGAGUGGGGGUGUUGACUUAGAAGAGAGAAAGAUAUCUUGAGAUUCACAAAAGAACUAUUGAGAUGCCAUUUGCUUCCACUUUUCAAAGUUUGCGGCUACUUUAGUGCAAUUGGUUUGGAAAGCAACUUGUUCCUGUAUCUAAUAAGACCAGCAGACCAUUCACAGUAGCUGCACCAAAUGAUUUCGCAGCAUUCUAAAAAGACAUUACACUAAGCUGGUUAGACAGCAUAAUGAAUGCUAGGAGUUUAUUUCAGAGGUGAGAGAUCCUGGUUCCUUAUUUAUUUCACACUGACAACUACGGGGUGGAAAGAAAUGGGCAGACUAAAGUGGAGAGAAUUCUAUCAGAGUGUUGAGUGAUCUGCUGUGGAGAGUAAGGGAAAAGAAAGAUUCACAAGAACGGCAUUCCCUAGCCUGAGCAGCUGGACUUUCUGGUGCCCUUAACUACAGGGAGUAGGAGGGGAGGAGGAGGUGCCCUCCAGUGAACCAAAGACAUUGAAGUCAGCUUUAGACGUGGACCUGAGAUGUCUAUGAGACAUGCCAACUAGAUGGAAUGUCAUUGAAUAUACAAGAACACUGUGCAAAGGAUCCAGACAUGUACUGAAUGUAGCAUGAAUACCUGUAUUUUUAAGUGCUAUUAUUUGUUCUGCCUGUUACAAUGUAUUCUUUCUGCUCCUGUAAGCAAGUCCCUUGGUAUCUUCAUGUUGUUCCUAGCUGUUACCAACAUCCUUCUCCAGUGUCACCAGUGGAGUUUUUUUAGCUUAUUUUCAUUGCCUUUCUUUCUGUAUUUUGUUUUUUGUUUGUUUGUUUGUUUGUUUGUUUGUUAGUUUAUUUGUUUGAGAUGGGGUCUCACUUUUUAGCCCCGGCUGUCCUAGAACUCACUGUGUAGACCAAGUUGAACUCGAACUCACAGAGAUCUGCAUCGAUGCCUCUGUAUCUGAAGUGCAGUGACUAAGAAACUGUGCCACCAUGCCCAAACUUACUGCUUUUCUUAAGGAAAGAAAAAUCUAUAGUACUUACUCUUAAUAUUAUAGAGAUAUUUGAAAUUAUUAUAAUAACCUAUUUUAAUCCCUAAAGUUGAUGUCACUAAUCACAAAUGCAUGAUUUUUUCUAUUUCAUAACAAGGAAUUUGAAAAUCAAACUUCUAUGGGUGGCUAUUGAUAUUUAGCUUUUACUGAAUUGAAAAGGUUCUAGAAAGUUUUUCUUGAUAAGGUGGAGCGAGAGCAUCAAAGGACCAUCUGCUAAUCUCCAUGUGCCCCUUCCUGCUCCAGGUGGACUGGAUCAUGGUCUCCUUCCUGUACUUUUAGCUUCCUUUGCUUCUGAGCCUCCGGCUGAAGGCAGCAACACCAGUAUUUUUCAAUCGUCAUCUACUUAGAGAGAUCCUCUAACUUACCUAUAGAUAGCAGAAGAAGUUGGAAAAAGACGAAUCAGAGCUCCUUCAGGCCAUAGGAAACCAAAGGUGUCAAAAUUUCCUCUUCUCUAAUGGCCUUACAGUUUUUAUGCCCUGGAAAACAGCCACCUCCUUCAUGUGUUUGAAGAAGUCCAUUGAUCUACAAAGGAUAUCACUGGAAGGUUGCUAGAAUUUCAGCUGGUGAACUACCUCUGUAUGGCAGCAAGCCAUCACUGGGUAAUCCUGGUUCUCUUACCAGGUAAAUUACUUCCUACACUUAAUAUGAGGACAAAGAUCAUGUGAUCUAAUUCUGGUUCAACUUGGUUGGAUCUUCUGAGAUAGUUUGUUUCUUGAAUGAAAGAAAGGUAGCUAUCAGAGAAGCCAACAGUGCUAAACCAUCCUCAUGUCCAUUCAGAUUCACUCUCUCCCUUGCUUCCCUUUCCUUUUCUUUUGCCUUCUCCCAUCUUGAAUGUAGAUAUGGAACAUUAUGCUAUGACUGUGAUCUUGCAACCAAGAAGCAGCAGAUGCAACAAGUAUAAGACCAAAACCCAAGAAGACUUGAGAAGCAAAAAGUUGGGAAAAGCCUAGAUCUUUUAAUACCAGUGUUGAAUUCUUCAUGCUAAGUAAAUGUGCCAUUGCAAGUUUAAUCCCCUCUCCUUUCAAGAUAGUAGCUGUUAUUAAAAUAAAAAGUAGAAAACAAGGCUUAUCAGUCAUACUCAUGUUUAUCAUUUGUACCUACAUGAAAAAUAGUUUGAAACUGUUUAUAGCUAAUUCCUAUCUGUGCUUCAAGGAGCUAUUCUUCUAAAACACAGAAAACCCUGAAUUGACACCAUGUCAACCUAACUCCACCCUGAGCCCUCCUCCCAAGCCUAACUAGAAUGUCCCAUCUUCUGCAGGCCCAGCUCCUGCUACAACCCGACAAAUAGAAGUAACUGUACCCUAUGAACUUGAUACCAUUUCCCAAUUCCGAUAUUCAGGCCAGCCUAUCACAAAUGCUCUAUGAAUGACAGACUGUUUACCUUAUUCUUGGCAAUAAAUACAUGAAAUAGCCAUUAUCAUUCCAGAUUUUAAUAAUUAAAAACAAGUCAGACAGCAUAGAGUGGUUUGCCUAUCCAAUGGCACCCACAUAGGCCUGUACUAAGUAACUCAGCUAGAAUUUGAAACCAAAUUCUAUUUUUGAAGUCUGUCUCAUAGGGUUUGUGAGAGCUGGCUUCCCAGAUUAACAACAUUACCAGUCACUCAACCUCCAAGCAGAAACCAUUGUUCCCUCUACUCAUCACCCAUGAGCCCCUCUUUUCCAUGUCCAUUGCUCCUACCCCAGCCUAGCUUGUUAGUUGGUGGAUCUCUGACAUAGCCAAACUGGAGUCUUUGUCAGCUUCUUCUCUGCUCCAAUCAUGCUAGUAUCAGAAGUCGCCAAAGCUUUCAGGAACCGCACCCUCAACCAGCACUUUAUUCAAAGAUGCACACUGGCUUCUUUGUCACCCAUGAAGUUAGAAGAAACUGGAAACUGACCCCCAGACUCUGACAUUUUGAUACAUAGUGCUUAAUGCCUCAAGAAUGAUUGCCCUACCAUUAGGUUUCAUCCCCCUGUACAGUCUUGCCUUUUCAAUUGGCCCCGGGGACUCUGCAAGAACAUAGCACAAAGCAGACCUUGGUCAGUCCUCAUGCUCACAGGAAACUUGAGAGUAGUCUUCUCAGCCACAAGCCAGUCUAGUAGCCCUCAGAAACUCUCAGCCUGUAUCCUGUCCCUUGUACAGGAGUACUGCCUGGGGUCCCUAAGUUCAAGGGACUGUUCAGCUCUUGACAGAUCCUUGUAGAUCAGACAAGCCCCCUCUUUCAGUUUUGUGUGAGUACAGGUUCAGGCUGCUGUGCUCCGACCCAUGACAGCAUGGAGACACACUGGAGAGAUGCAGCCUUACAGUUAGUCAUUUCAUAUUCAUAAAUUGGACUGAAGAUUAACUGUUCUCACAAAAUUUGAACUAUAGAAAAUAAAUCCCAAAGGAAUGCUUGUUCUUGAGAGCUGGUCUUUUGGUUCUGCGUCUCCUCCAUCCUUUCGCUACCAGUUCUUUAUUUGUUUUCUCCCUUGGGAUGUCCUGUUUAAACCUGUCUCACUAUGUUUUGAUUUCAUGCAUAUAUGAAUUUGUUUCACUAUAGUAACCAUUUUCCCAUUAAAAAAAGGUUUCAUAACAUCAUCAUAUAAUAUACCAUAAAUACAAACUUUUAAAAACUACAGAAAAUAAUCACACAUGAAAAAUAUAUUUAUAAAUGAUAUUUUCUUACACAUCAAAAGUGGGCACAGGUGCAAGGCCCUGUGUUCCAUCAUGAGCACUGAGGAAGACAAAGGAAGAAAGUAGGCACAAUCUAAGAAGACCGAGACCACUCAAGUGUCUUUCUUAGGGUCUGAUUCUCCUCCCAUUCAACAUGGCUCUGCCUCUGUUUUCCCAUGUUCUGUUCUUCUCCCUCUUCUCAUCCUGCAGGAUACCAAAUGCAUUUAGGACAUAGAGACAUACGGCAACCUCUGCUUCAUUACAGUCUCACAUUCUACACACAUGUACUCAUACACACACACACAUUGACUUCUUAGCUCUGGCCCACCUACUGUAAAGAACAUGCCUGUUCCAAAGAAAAAUGUUGAAGGAUGGACAGAAGAUAAAGAACAAAAACAAGCCACAGAUUCUAUACAAGUACAUUAGUGAGCUACAUUCAUUCUUCCCUAAUACUAUAAAGUAACUUUGGUGGGCUAAACCACACAGGGUCAGCUUCAGUCCAGUGAUAGAAACUAAUAUCCAACUUCUCCAGUUGGAUUCUGUAUACUGCUUACUGAGGCACAUGCCCCUGACACAUCUAUGAUGGACACAUCUUGGGCCAGCACCUAAAGAAAGGAGGCAGAGGCAGAAGCAGGACAGGGUGAUCCACAAUGCAGUUCCAGUAGGAAAAUCAGUAGACCCCUUGUAGAACUUGAGCUUCUAGAGAGCCUUCAGCUUGAGCUCCAGCUAAGAGAGAGCCCAGGUUUGUAAACAGCCCUCAAUACUAUCAGCUUAGGGAUGGGCUCUGUCAGUCACCAGAGGAAGAAGGAAGUAUGGUCCUGGGUGGGGCUACUCUGUCCACAGAGGCAUUCUCAAAAGAACUGGUAGCACACUCCAAGCCCAGGAAAUAAAUUCUUCAUUGGCUAUCCAUAAUACUGCUAACUUGAAACUCCCUCCUUAGCUAAACUCACUUCCUAUGGCUGACCCCACACCACUUCCACUAACAGAACUGCACUUCCCAGGGACCUCUUAUGUCCCAGCUCUGGCCCUUCCUCUCUGAGGUCCAGCUUCUGAUACUAAGCAAAGACAACUGUGUACUUUCCAAAAGCAAGGCAACAGUGUUGUUAAUAGCACUGCCUCCCACCCCCACCUUGUCUCCCAGCAACAGUGUGAUGGAGAAAGAAGAUGAGCUCUGGACUUCAAUUGCCAGGAGAAGCCUUACCUUCUGGGGCAGCAUGCGCAUGUUGUUUAAACUCUUCCAGCCCCAAACCUCUCAACUGCAGAACAGAGACACUCUAGCUAUGUCUCUCUGGUUUGCUUAUUCAGACAGCCAACAUACCCACACCAAGGUGGCACAGUGUCCAAUAUCUCUUGUUUACAUCUUUCCUAGUCUUCAGGAUCCUGUUAAAUCCACAUUGCCAUUACAAAUGGUCCUAAGACCUUGACUACACUGAUGCCAAAGUCUAGGACCUGAUGCUUCUCCACUGGUGAAGAAAAACUACUUUCCAUCAGCAACUUCAUAGCAUGUCAGAACCUCAUUACCUUUGCUGAGGACAUCCUCAUCUCUCAGAGCCAGAUAAAACUGGACCUUCUUGGACCUGGUUCCCUGACUGCCAUUUAGAAUGCAUGCUUCCUCCUCUACACAAAGAUAUUGUACUUCUACUUCAUAUAAGAUCUUGUAUCAUCCCCCACUGUACCAUGUCUACUUGUCCAUGUCUCUGUUUUUCAGUAUUUUAAAAGGAAAAGUGAUGGUCCGGUUCAUCGUCACCCUCAUUAGCAUUGGCAUUAGGAAUAUUUUUAUAUAAAGGCAAAUAUGCAAAUACAUCUGUUGAAUAAAAUUUAUUCCAAAAUAUAUCUAUAGUUCUCUAGUUUCCUCAGAAAGCCCUCUACAGCUCUAAUUUUAUCUCCAUAAGAAUCUUCAGCGUUGUUUUGCUAAAGUUCCUUUUUACCUUGUUGAUGGGAGUUUUAUUCAAGAGACCCAGCUGGCUCAAACAUCCUGUUUGUGUUUGUCUCUUCAUGAUAUUGCAUCCAGCUCAGUCACAUGUCCUUAUAAUAAACCAGUCACUGGACUGAGGCUCACAGAAGAAGCUUGCCUGGUGGAGUCAUAGAGAUCACCAAAUGAAACUAAUGCAGCCCAUAGUUCUCCAGCCUCAGCUUUCUCAGGGAACCUAGAAAGGUGAGUGUCUGCCUUGGGCUGUGAAAAAUUUUAAGCUCACUCCUUUUUCCCUCUGGUCUCUCAACAACCCCUCCCUACCAAAAGCCAGGGAGACCUGAUGCCCACCCUACUUAGAGGUCCUAAAACUGAUCUGGAAUGCCCUCCUUCAGGAGCCUCAACAGUUCACCUGAGAAUGCGCAGUAAGGGUAUUGUGAAUAAGGCUGCUUAGUUAGGACGAUUGAUUUGAUGCUAGGUGCCACAGGAAACACAAAAGCAAACCCCCUUUCAUUAUCAUAGACAAAUGUCCUGAUUCUGGCUCCUGCCACCGGAUGAGACACAUGUGUACAGCAAAUGUUCAAAAGCAGCAAUGAGUGUUUGCUGCCUCAUCAUCUAAAGAAUCAGUGACCAAACAAUGUGCUCAUGAGGGCCUCUAGACGACACAUGCAAUUAUUGUCUAUAGCCACAAGCAGUUACAGCUCAGAUCAAUGUGUCUCAUUCCCAGAGAAGAGAUUCUUAGUGACAGGAGCCACAGCUGCCUUGAGGCAAAACCUCAUUUGAUGGUGUCUUGUUUUCAGGACAGUGUUGGUGAACAAAAGGAAACACACUAAUUAUCUUCAUUUACAAGUUUAACAAGCAGAGUUUUUCUUUUGAGGCAUCUGCUGUCCUCUUAUAAUAUUUUCACCAGGGAGGCCAUCAGGAAAGCAAGUUCGUUUGUGAUCAUCAGGAGCUAGACAGGGUUUCCACCUAGGUAGGAACCCACAUACAAGCAGGCAAAGUAACAAGCUGGGCAGAAAAGCAGGGUCCUUUUCCCUUUCCUUCCUCUUGUCUUUUCUAAGAUACUUAUCAGUUUGUACUGAACCAGCCUAUUGCUAGCUAAAGAAGAACACAGGGACCCUGCUGGGAUUAUAGGCUUGUCCCAUCAUACAUGGCUUUGCCCAGCACAAACUGUUGUCAAGUUUGAAUUGGUGAGUUGUAAAUGUUCCCUGUACAUUUCUAAGACUUACUUUGUAAGCAUUUCAUUCAGUCUGGGACUUACCUCUUCACUUUUUCUGUUGUUCUUCUUGGAAGCACAAUGGUUUUGAAUUUGAUGAAAUUAAAAUUAUUUUUGCUUUUGGUAUCAUA